Thyridium curvatum is the source of this 1347-nucleotide messenger RNA. RefSeq lists its product as uncharacterized. The transcript is spliced from 4 exons. Gene Ontology annotation, molecular function: catalytic activity; molybdenum ion binding; pyridoxal phosphate binding. NCBI's taxonomy places the organism in Eukaryota, Fungi, Ascomycota, Sordariomycetes, Thyridiales, Thyridiaceae. The coding region runs from base 1 to 1347 and encodes 448 amino acids. The record is from RefSeq and is a predicted model, not a curated record.
AUGGAUAGCAUCCUCAGAGAGACGGUAGCUUACACCAACCUGUCGGCGGCCUCCAUUCUCUUCAUCACGAUAUGUGGUUUCCUCCUGCCCAUGAUCCUGGUGUACCCGCCAGUCCCGCCGUUGAGGAGCGAGGCUCUUCGGGAAACCCACACGAAGCUGGGGCUCGAGCCUGGCGAAAGCAACUUGAAGACCCAGUUCUCUCCGGAACAUGGACCGGACAAGUCCAAGUCGCCCAAAAUACAGAGCCUCUGGGUGUAUCCCGUCAAGUCUUGCCGCGGCAUCGAGGUCACCAAGGCCCGGGUCCUUCCGUCCGGACUCAUGUUCGACAGGAUCUACACCCUGGCGCAGCUCAAGAGCCCUUUCCCCGUCGGCCUUGACUCGACGGACAAGGAAAAGAGCGAACACAUCUGGAAGUUCAUCACCAUCAGGCAGUUCCCCCGGAUGGCGACCGUGCAGGUCGAGCUCUGGCUGCCUGAUAUCGCGAAGCAGAAGCGGAAAGGCUUCAGGACCAAUGAGGCGUUCAUCAUCGUGCGCUUCCCCUGGCAGGAGGACGGGAUCAGGGGGGCCCUCUCCUGGGUCGCUGCCAAGCUGGCGCGGGGCUGGAAGGCCCAGCCCGUGAAGGAGAUCAUGCUCCCCGUCGAUUUCCCCUCCGCGGCCGAGAUCAAGGAGAGGGGCUACGCCUUUGAGCAGAUGACUAUAUGGAACGAGACCGUCACCGCGCUUAAUAUGGAAAAGGACCUGCCGCCUGAACUGGCACGUUACCUCGGCGUGAGCAACAAGCUCGGCCUGUUCCGCCUCGACCCCGCCAGGCUCAGAGAGGUGACCAGGUGCGCACCGACAAAGGAGGUUGUGGGGUAUCAGCCAGUGACCGGGCUGCAAGAUGCCUACCCUCUGCAUCUGCUCAGCUUGAGCAGCAUACAAGAGUUCUCCAAGAAGGUGCCCAAGGAUGACAUCCUGCGAGAUCUCGACGUGAGACGCUUCCGCGCAAAUAUCAUAACCUCUGGAGGCGAGCCAUACGAGGAGGAAUCGUGGAAAAGCAUACGCCUCUUGCCAGGGCCUUCCUCCACGGCCGACAAGUGCGAAUUUCACGUGUCGUGCCGCACCGUUCGAUGCAGAUUGCCCAACGUCGACCCAGACACGGGCGUCCGUCACGACUCUCAGCCAGACAAAUCUCUACGAACGUUCCGCAAUGUUGACGAGGGCGCUCCGAAGUCUGGCUGUUUGGGCAUGCAGUUGACGCCCCUCUUUGGCGAUGCCAAAGCAGGGGGCGGCAUGGAGAAUCUGAUUGAAGUCGGCAUGCCGGUUCAGAUCCUGGAGCAGGGAGAACAUCUGUACAUUCCACAGUGA